AUGGCUAUAAAUAACCAAAUCAGUCCUAUUGAAUAUCUUGUUAUUGGCCAUUGUUGUUCUUUGAACGAACUUUCAUCUCUAAUUUCUUAUACUCCGCAACUUCGUCAGUUAACUCUUCAUAAAACAAAACGAAAUGAUUCAAACAAUACAAUAUUAUCAUCAAUUACAUUAAUUAGUCUUAGCUCGAUUUAUUUGGAUUUAUGUGAAACAUCAUUUAACGAAGUAGAAAUGUUCAUUACAAAAAUAUCUUCAAAUUUAAAAAGUUUGUAUGCUUUUUUAUCAGUCGAUCAGCGUUGGGAGCAAUUAAUUUUAAAUUAUUUUCCUCAGCUAGAAAAAUUCUAUCUAAUGUACGCUGAUCAUAUCGAUAAUGAACAAAAUUAUUCAAUAUAUACUGAACAAAUUGCUCAAUUGUUUUCAUCUUUUUGGAUGGAACGACAAUGGAUAUUAGAAACUGAACUUUGCGAUACAGAUAUCGAAUAUAUAAUUCGCCUAUACAGGAAAAGAUGGGUUGAUGAUGCAAAAGAUGAUAUUGUUAAUUGUUCUUUGGAACAUUCUACAUUUAUGAAUUUGACAUUCGGAUAUGUUAUUCAUUCUAUAUACGAGCGAAUAGUGUCCAAACAAAUUGAAUUUCAAACGAUCAAACUACUACCAGAGUUAGUUACAUUAAAAAUUCAUUCAUUAUCAAUAGACGCAGCAAUAGAAUUAACUGUUAGCGAACUUCUAAUUUUGUGUUCAAUGAAACAGAAAAGUAAAAUUACUAAAGUCUAUCUUGAAGAGAUUCGUGAUGUUCAAGAAGUUGAUUUUAUUUUUACAUUUUGUCCUUAUAUGGAAUAUUUCAAAAUCGGAUACAUAAAUACCAAGGGUCGUCAAUCAUUUUUACGUACUAUUUUCAAGACUAUUGAUCACAAUGAUCAUCACCAUUUUCGUUCAUUACGUAUUCAGAUUUCAACAACAGAUGAUCAAAUUAGGAGCGUGAAGUUACUAUUAUUAAUACCAAAAUGA
This is a messenger RNA of Rotaria socialis, 1002 nucleotides long. NCBI's taxonomy places the organism in Eukaryota, Metazoa, Rotifera, Eurotatoria, Philodinida, Philodinidae. The record is from the annotation of a GenBank genome assembly.